Messenger RNA from Amaranthus tricolor (Joseph's coat), 593 nucleotides. RefSeq lists its product as uncharacterized. Lineage: Eukaryota; Viridiplantae; Streptophyta; Magnoliopsida; Caryophyllales; Amaranthaceae. Bases 198 to 587 code for a protein of 129 amino acids. The transcript has 2 exons. The record is from RefSeq and is a predicted model, not a curated record.
UUUGUUUGAGCAAAUCAGUGAAGGAAAUAAGGGGGAUGGAGAAUUCAAACCUCAAGCAUAUCAUGCUAUUGCUGAUAACCUAAGGAACCAAUUGGGUUUAUUGGCUACCACCGAACAUGUAAAGAAUCAAAUCAAAGUAUGGAAGAAACAUCAUUCAGUUAUCAUAGAUAUUCGCACUUACACCAAGUGUAAGUGGGAUGAUGAUAAGAAGAUGCUUAUUAUCCCAAUUGAAGACCACGAGGAAUAAAGUGCCUAUUGUAAGGUCAAUCCCGUGGCGUCUGCUUAUAGAAAUAAGAAUAUCGAUCAUUGGGAUGCAAUAUGCACACUAUUUGCCAUGGAUAGAGCUACGGGUCAAGAAGCUGAGCAACAUAAAGAAUCUGUGGCAGCUAUGGAGAAAGAAAAUGAAACUUGCAGUGCAUCUGAGGCAAACUCUGCAUCAUCUAACAAGAGGUCAAAGAAAGAUUCUAUCGUGGAUGUUAUUUCUAGAUUUACAGAGUCGUUUGAAAACUAUCUACAAUCAAACAAACUUCCACCUAAGCCCGAUUCCAAAGAGGUUUAUGAUGUUGUUUCAAAGGUUGCCGGACUAGAUCGAC